Scleropages formosus (Asian bonytongue) is the source of this 2146-nucleotide messenger RNA. RefSeq names its product nudix (nucleoside diphosphate linked moiety X)-type motif 18 (gene nudt18). Bases 296 to 1300 code for a protein of 334 amino acids. The record is from RefSeq and is a predicted model, not a curated record. The transcript is spliced from 5 exons. NCBI's taxonomy places the organism in Eukaryota, Metazoa, Chordata, Actinopteri, Osteoglossiformes, Osteoglossidae. Gene Ontology annotation, molecular function: 8-oxo-GDP phosphatase activity; 8-oxo-dGDP phosphatase activity.
CGUGAGUGAAUAAAUGCUCGUUGAAUGUUUGCAGUUAGAUACCAGGUUUUUUAUGUAUAGACGGGGCAUUGACAUUCAUUCAGUGUUAUGUAAUGAAAACAAUGCAAUCAAUUAUCUUCUAUUUCUAUGACUAUGUAUGUGCAUGCAUGUAUAUUAGGUUUUAUUAUGUACUAUGAACCUCGGUGCAGCAAGUGCUAGGGAACAAAGCGUGUAAUUUGCAGGCGCUCCCUUGCCGUGCGGCUCCAGCAGUGGACGUCGGAUCCGGAGACCCGUCGCUGCGCGCUCUCGCCAAUCAAUGUCGGCAGGGAACGCGGCGCGUUCGGGAAGGGAGACCAUGUCUGUGGAGGAUGCUCUGCAGACGAUGCUGGAUGGAGGUGGGCUGCAGACGGAGCACUUUGACUCCUUGCCCGAGACGGUGCAGCCCGUGGUCUUGAAGAAAACCGUGUGCUACAUCGUCUGCGCCGUCAUUUUCAAUGAAAAGAAUGAAGUGCUAAUGGUGCAGGAAGCCAAGCUGGAGUGCCAUGGCCGCUGGUACCUGCCCGCAGGCCGCAUGGAGAGGUCCGAGAGCAUCGUGGAGGCCAUGAGGAGAGAGGUGAAGGAGGAGGCUGGACUGGACUGCCAGCCAAUCACCUUGCUACUGGUCGAAGAGCAGGGCCCCCAGUGGAUCAGAUUUGUUCUUCUGGCAGAAGAGACAGGAGGUUCUCUGAAGACGGAGGCAGAAGCUGACAGCGAGUCCCUUCAGGCUAAAUGGUGGGACCGGGAGAGUCCCCUUCCCCUGAGGGGACGGGACAUCCUUUGUCUCAUUGAUGCUGGCUUCAAAUACGUGAAGAAGCCCUGGUUUCCCCCAGCCUUGCCCAUAGACGUGCCGUGCCACACCGUGUGCCAGAGGCUGCUCCUCACCUUCAGCAGCCCCGGCGGAGAGCUUUGGGUCCUGUCGAGCGGUGAAGAAGAGGACCCCCGCCUCCCCGUCGCCGUGUCCGACAGGGCCCUUGCCCUCACGUGGACCACCCAAAGGUUGAUGCGAGAGUGCAUGCCCUCUUCCUUUCGCAAGCUCCGUCUGAAAACCUGGGGCAUCCUGGGAGUGCAGCACAACGGAAGGAGCCCUGGCAAGACGGACGGGGUGUGUUUCAACACGCUGGUGUCCGUGGAGCAGAGCGUGCUGGGCGACGACGCUAGCCAGCCUCCGUUUGUAGAGAACCCCAAGUUCCGCUGGCACAAGGUAGACAGUCCUCAAGCGAGAGAGAAAAUUGAGCAGAGACUGUCGUCUGGGUCUGUUAUUCCGGUACGUAGUUUUUUUUGAACAAGGACCCAAAAUCACGACGCGUAGUGCAUCGCAAGCCGUAGUGGCAUUUACCACUGCUCACACUCACCCCUCGCUCCCCCAUCUCAGUGCAGGAGAAGGUGCCGACAGGAAUAUUCUCAGCCGUCGCCUUCCACGGCCACAGAAUCCAGCGCUUUCUUUUCGGUCUACAGACUCUUGUUUAAUGGGAUUAUUUUUACAGGAUGAUGCUAUUCUAGGAUGCAGACUGAUGUUAAGUGGAGACUCGACUUGGUGGCUUUGACGUUUUCACAGUGACAAAUUGUUUUUGAAAAGACUGUCCAAAGAAAAUGCUGACAUUUUAUAUAGAUGUGACACAAUCUGCUAUAUAGAGGGACAUGCAUAGAGUAACUGAAUAUUACGUAAGGGAUGCAUUCAGGUACACAACGCACAUGUGGAAUAGCAUAGUGUCCUACAUAUUUUAAAUUUUUAUUGAAGAUUUUCAAUAUUUGCACCAAAAUAAUUCAUACCAUAUUAAAAUGUUCAAUAUUUACUUUAUUAAAAUUAAUAUACAGUACAAACACAAAACUACACAACAUACCAGGGCAACUGGUAGUGUAGCGGUUAGCACUGCUUCUUUUGGACCCAAAGGUCACAGGUUCAAAUCCCCACUCUAGUUUCAAUACCCUCAAGCAAGGUGUUGACCCGUAAUUGCUCCAGUAAAAUUGCAGUUAUUUACCCAUUUAUACAGGUAAGUCGCUUUGGAGAAAAGCAUCAGCUAAAUGAAUAAAUAUGUUUUUAGGAAGACUUUCAAUCUGCUCGUAUUUCUAGAACCACCUGCAUUACCUUCAGUGUAGACUGAAAGCAUUAAAGAUUAAGGUAGCUUCU